AUGGCUUUUGCUGGGAGCUCGUCGGCCAAACCGAUAAUUGCUGGUCCUACCGUACGAAUGGCAGCCACAAGUCCAGCAAAUGGCCCAAGUGUGGCUAUCAAGAAUGAAUCGAGUUUCUGUCUGUUCUUGCCACCCCGUCCUGGAUUAGAGAUCGCUCCUUAUGAAGACAAUGCCCUUCCAUUCUGUACAGCUCCUAAUCUUGUCCCUCACUCCAAGCCAAUACCACAAGGCUUUAUUACUACGGCUCAUUACUUAAAGACAUCCAAAUACGAACAAGUCACUGGAUACCUCAACAUCUCAAAAUACUCUCUCAAGUCCAGCGACGGUGGAGGUCAAUACGAUUCUCAUGCUGGCCGCAAACCAAUCGGUGCGUUCUGCAGAGGCUAUGACUUUUUUGUCAGCAUGAUUGAGCCUGAUCUCGGCCGAUUCUGUAUUCGAUGUUGUCAAGACACCCUUGACUGUCCUACUGGUCGAUCUGAAUAUGGCUGUCUUCGUAUCAUCUCUGGUGAUUACUCAAAGCUUGGAUCAAACUCUACUCGAUCUAGCAGAAACACUACCAUGUCUUCUUCGUCUUCUUUUUCAUAUAAAGAUGAUAGCAAGUAA
This is a messenger RNA of Phycomyces blakesleeanus NRRL 1555(-), 603 nucleotides long. RefSeq lists its product as hypothetical. NCBI's taxonomy places the organism in Eukaryota, Fungi, Mucoromycota, Mucoromycetes, Mucorales, Phycomycetaceae. The transcript has 3 exons. The record is from RefSeq and is a predicted model, not a curated record. The coding region runs from base 1 to 603 and encodes 200 amino acids.